Molecule: messenger RNA, 6079 nt
Organism: Pseudo-nitzschia multistriata
Lineage: Eukaryota; Bacillariophyta; Bacillariophyceae; Bacillariales; Bacillariaceae
Source: the annotation of a GenBank genome assembly
CUGAUGGUGGGUCCGACAAUGACGUUCAACCAUGCAAUGGCGCUUGCGCUGUUAUGGGUAAAUCGUACUUCGUUUUGGAUUGCCCCUAUCUCGACGCAGAAAACGCUGUGCGUGCUAGAUGCUUUUGCACCGAUGUCGAACCUCAAGCCCAACUUGACACGUGCCCUGGUGCAAACACGGAAAAUGAAGAAGAUUGUUCUAAAACGCUCGUCGAAAACAGUUUGUAUGACUUUUCUUUCGGAGAUUUUGAGGUGAUGGUCACGGCCUACAGGGUGACCAUUCCCGAAGAACGCCGAUUGACCGCCAGCUUCUCGACCAACAGCGGCGAUCUCUUGCAGCGCCACCUCCAAAAAAGCGGCAACAGCGCCUCCUUUGGCACCGAGGUUCUUCUCUCGCGAGAGGACAACGCGGAUGCCGCCUUUGGCAAUCUYGUGGCUCCGGCAGCAGAUACCGGCGCGGUGCCAAGCACCGUGAUGGCAACCGCYGCGGGUGCCGUUGUUGUUGCCGCUGCUUCCCUGGUCUGAGCAGACACCGAUAUUACACGACAAGAGAAAAAAAAACUGCAUAUUCCAAUUACCAACCAAAACAUGUCCAGGAGCCAAAAGAUACACGGCUGUGCUGCCAAAGUAAAAGCAAAGAAAAAAACAAAAAAUSCUAUCCAGUUUGAAACAGUACGUACUCGUACCGUAAUUAUUAAGUUCUUAGUAGAAGUUUGUUAUGAAGUGAAAAUACAAGCAUACCGUACGGUACAUACCUGUGAUGGAACAACAAUAAUACAGUACGAACUUCGAACAUACUCGUGGUACGGUACCGUACGGUACCGUAGUCCUGUCAUCCUAUUUUUUGGUCACUCGCCCGAAGACUGAAAUGUGAUCGUACGGUACCAUACGUACGGUAGAGUAAUGGUACCCGGUAGGUGUAUGUGUACCGUACGUGUACUCGUAAUCGUAAUAGUUCUCGUACGGCGUGACCACACGCGACCACAGAUCCCGCGAGGGACAAAAGUGAAGGAAAUUCAGGACGAUGAUGAUGGAUUUCGGAAAUCCAUCAUCAUCAACCCAGUGCGGCGGAUCUUUUUCACCAUCCUUCGAUCGAAUGAUUACCGAUUACUGGUCAUACGUAGUACUCGUACCUGCCGUACGGUACGGUACCGUAGCGAAGAACGAACACCAACCAUCGCCUACAAGCAAAUCUCUCUACCGUUGCAUCAACCAAGACAGGAGCCAAGACAGAAAACCAAACAGGCAAGCAGACAGGCAAACAGACAGGCAAACAGACAAACAAGCAGACAAACAAGCAGACAGACAAAAAAACAAACAGACAAAGGGUUGCCGCCAUGGCGAACACGGAGGGGAUGCCCGACUCCUUUGUCGGAGAGCUCGCGUUGGCCGGGGCCGAUGGGACCCCUUGCCGGCGGGAGGAGGAGCGGACCCAGCGGGACCGGUACCGCAGGCAGCAGAGGCAGAAGAAGCUGGCGCGGACGAGAAUGCGGAUGGAAACCCCGGUCGGCGAGCGGCCGGCGGCGACCGUCGUCCGGGCCAGCCGGGGGAACCACCGCGGCGAGGCGGACGCCGGUGCGAAACUCGGUGCGGACGCCGGGAGUGCCGCCGCCGACGCCGGUGCGGAACCCGGUGCGGAACCCGGUGCCAAGCCACCACCGCUGGUCGGAAGCAUCGUGGAGCACGAGUUGGUGAAGGGCAAGGGCCGCCGCCUCGGCCACAAAGCACCGGCAAGGGCCUCGCGGUUUGCCUCCCGCAACAGCAGCAACAACACCAACAGCAGCAACAACAACACCAACAACAACAAGAACAACAAAACCACCCGGCAGGCCCACGCCGGGGGAUUUCCCUCCGUCCGCGGGGUUCCCAUCGGAACCUUUGUCUCGCGCGCGCCCAAGGCYUCCGCUUCCGGUUCCCCUCGCCGCCGCCGGGCCGAGGGAAGGCCUCCGGAACCGCUGCCCGCCGGACCGGAAGGCCACCACCGCCGCCUGGAGGAAGCCAGCCGGAGGGAUGCCGACGCCUUGCUGGCGGGCAUGUCGCCGGGGGAGAUCKCGGACCGGCGGAAGGAGAUCGAGGAGGCCCUCUCCCCGGACCUGCUGGCCUUUCUCAAACACCGGAGGAACCCGAAACGGGAUCCGAAACGGGAUCCGAAACCGAAACCGGCAGAGGCCCCCGAACGAAGCAAGCCCGCCGCCCCGCCGGCAGCUUCCGAACGGGAGGCCCCGGGCGGUGGCCUCGAGUUCGAAUCCUUCGACGAGCCUUUUCCUUGGCGGAACGAGGAAGGGCAUCGCGGGGAGAAGGAACGGAUCGCGGGGCUGGUGGCGUCCAUCCGGACCUACGACGACCUGGAUUCUGCCUACCGGGCCGAGAUGGGGAGCGGGGAGCYGGUCUUUGGGGACARCARCAACAGCAACAGMARCRSMAGCRCAAGCACAAGCAGCGGCGAGCGGGGAACCCACGAGAGCCGACGCGAGCGAUUCCUGGUGGCCUGCGACCUGCUCCGGUCGUCCUCCCCGCGACAAACCCUGUGGGCCGCGAGGACCGUCGGCCUCGAGCUGCAGAAACUCGUGGCUUCCGGCUCCUCCGCCCGGCAGCAACAGCAGCAGCACCAGAUCCGAAACGGCAGGGCCCGAGACAAAGGCAAACCCACACAAGAACGGAAAGCAGAAUCGUCCGCUUGGACCCACGAGCGCGAUGAUUUGGGCAUUGCCCCCGGCGAUCUGCCGGUGGUGCUGCCGGUGUCGCUGCGGUGCCUGCUGGACAAGCCCCCGAACUCGUCCCGGAACCACCUGCUGCACACCUACGCGCUCCGGGCCCUGUGCUCGGCCACCCUCCUCUUUGCCCACCCGGGCCACGACGCCAYGGUCUCCCUCGGAAGCGCGUCGUGUUCUUUGGACCGGGAGGKGGCCUCCUCCGCCUUUCGGAAGGACUACAUGGACGACGCCUUUCCGUCGCCGCCUUCGGAUACGGCCUACCCCCCCAUGGUGGUCUUGCCGCUGGAGGCCGGAAGCGGGGGCGGGAGCCAGGGCGGGCAGGCCCCUUCCGCUGCCGCUGCCUACACGACCUCCUCCUCGGAGGUUUCCGCAACGGCCGACGGGGAGGCCUUCCGGAGGGACCCCCUGUGGACCCUCCUGUCGAGGAUGAAGAUCCUACCCCGGCUCGGGGUUCUGCUCGAGCACGCGGAAUGGGCCAUCCUCGAAGGGGCUCUGGGGGCGAUCUGCGGGAUCCUGGCCAUGGUCGGCCAGCGAUCCCCGGGGGCGGCCUCCGCCAUUGUGCAGCACGGAUCGCUGACCCCCCUGCUGUCGAAGCGGAUGCUCGAGAAGCUUCGAACAACGGGGGGGCGCUGGAACGACGACGAAAGGGGAGACGCCAGCGAAUCCGAAAAGCAACCCACGUCUUGCACCGGGACGUGCAGCGAACGCGAAMRCGAAAMCGAAAACGACUCCGUGCUGGCAACGGUGCGCCUCUUUGCCAUCCUGUCGCGGCAGUCGAGGGUGGCCGCCGGGGGAAUCCCCCUGGAAGACGUCCUGCCCCCCCUCCUGGCGGGUGGGAUCGCUUCCUCUYUUUCCCGGUUSKUUGUCCAGCGRGAGGCCCUCUUUUUGUGGAGAACGAUGCUCCGGUACGGCCUCGGCCUCGAGGCGCUGGCCUCCGCCCUGACCGAAGCGGCCCGGCACCUUGCCCUUCCCUGYUCCCACGARUUCUCCCUCUCGUCCGAUUUUYUGUCCUGUUUCACGCUGGUGAUCGAGUGCGCCUGGGCAGCGAGGAGMAAAACCGAAGCCAAGGCCCCAAGGGCGACCACCGGUGGGUCCGAUCCGUCCGAGCAGGGGGSCCCUGUCCUCGGUCGGGCCGCGAUCGAGAUUGCCGAGACCGCGACCACGAUGAUGGCAUCGACCCUUCCGAUGGUGCUGCCGAACGACCCCCCGGCACCACCGGAAGGCGACGGCCCGAAAAACACCGAGGACUGGAUCGUGGCCUGCCGCUGGAACGCAUCGAGGCUGCUCUACGYUGCGGCGUGGUUCCGGCUCUUCGAUCCUCCCCCCGACCGUCCCCCGGCGRCCGGGGAGCCCUCCAUCGGGGACUUUGUGUCCCCCYGCCAGCAGGAAUCGCUCCUGCUGGCGCUCUCGGCGUGGGCCGAGCCGGGCGGAAUGGCCCGGCGUGCCUGGGACUCGGUGGCAAAGUGGUGCGAUCCCGAUCCGGGCUUCGAACGAGCACCCCUCGGGGAAGGGGCUGCCCUCCGGGCGGAGGCCGCAUCGAGCCGGUUCCUCGAUGCCUACUUUUCCRUCGCUCUGGUGCUCCUGCGAUCUUCCUCGCGGAUCCCGAACCACCGCUCGAACGACGACGCCAAGAGAUCCCUCCACGRGAGACUGAUCCGCAUGGUCCUCGAUGGCCUGGCGAAGGCGAACGAUGGCCUUUCGGAGGCAAGGCCAAGCCGCACGAGUUGYGCCGCAUCGCCGGCGUCCGAGAGUSCCGUGCGAGAGGCGUGGACCAGCCAGUGCCACUUUUCCRUCGCCAAAUUCUGCCUGCACUCUCUGUCCGAGGGCCUUUUCGGGUCCUCUUCCGAUCUCGCUCUGCUCCGAAGCCUGGUGUUUUCGCUCCUCGGAAGACUCCAGAGGGGGAACGAGUCGGUGGCCGCGGUCCUCUUSAGCAGYGACGUUUUGUUCCAGACCUGCGGCGAUCCCUCCCGGGACGAGGACGCRUCGUCGGCGAAAUCGUCCCUGUCGUCGCCGAUAUCGUCGAUGUUUCUGGGUGAGAUUUGCGGUUCCGAGGCCUCRAGGAAGCAGCUGGACCACAGCUUCAAGCUCCAGCACGGCUUUGGAAUCACCUCGGAUGGAUUCGGCCCCUUUGCGCUGGACUCMUUGCKGAGCUGUGCGGACGGGCYCACCACCGCUCCUUCUGYACGCAAGGACGGAUCCGAUGUCCCGGCUCUUCCUCUCGGGAAGAUGUGGCUCUGGCAGUCUCUCUCUGGUUCCAUCCGAAUGAGAGAAGACGUCCUUGUCGCUGGUACGAAGGAAGCSUCGGACGUGAUUGCUUCCGUGCUGGAACUCAUCCUAGAGCUGGACGAAACCGAAGAUGUCACGGGCAUUGCCGGGUACGCGGGGCGGCUGCCGAUGGGUUCGAAGCUGUAUUAUCUCAUGAAUGUUUGCUUGCAACACGAGCACGUGUUGCGGGACGAGCGGAUCUUGAACACCGGCGAAGCUCUGUUGGAUAGAUACCUGAUGGACUUUGGGCGCAACGACAACGACGUAUUGGACUUUUGUCGGGAAUGUCUCGAGCACUCGGGCCAUACCGAAAAGGCAGAACGGAGCAACGAAGACGACGAAACAGAGARUGCACUGGAGGAAAAGGACAAGAAAGUAUUGGACGAUUUUGCGAACGCGAUAACGAACAUCCAAGUGGAGGAUGCAGACAUUUCUUCGGAACAGAUUCGUGCAUUGGUGGCACUUUUGGAAGAUCUGACAACCGCCUAUCGGGACUACGGUGCCCAGUAUGAUUUUUUCACAAAAUGCAUCCGAGUGUUUCUUCUCCCAAUGUUCCCGUCGUUGAUUCGUUGUCGUGCGCUGAAAGAACUGCAUAACAUGCUACACAUACUGACGCUUCCGAAAGAAGCCGAGGACGAAAUCGAAAUGAUGGAACUGCUAUCGAGGAGUCUCACGGGGGGAUUGCCAGCUGCGGACGAUUCCCUCAAGGACGGCACAGAUAUUUUGAAUGCGUUCGCGAAAGCGGUUGCUUCGGCCUCUACCCGUCCCCUGAACGGAUACAUGCGGCAUUUCUGCAUCGGAAUGCUUGUCCGCAACUUGGCGAUAUCUCUGUCGACCGGGCAGGGCAUCGAAAUCUCCCAAAAGAGGCUCGAGCGACUCGGCACAAAAACCGUGGUGGAGGUUUGCAGAGCUACCGAAGUGUUCWUGGAAACUGGUUCCGGCACAAAACGAAGUCUCGUGAAGGCCAUUCUAGAAACGUCGYCGUGCGAUUCCGGCUGCGGAGAGCAGCCGAUGGACAACAAAAACCAAUCUGCGACUGGAURCCUCGACUSCUUUAUCGCGAAACAUUCAUAAUUCAAUAGUGAGCCGUGAGAGCGAAAU